This is a messenger RNA of Manis pentadactyla (Chinese pangolin), 2924 nucleotides long. It is a transcript of the gene CROT, whose product is annotated as carnitine O-octanoyltransferase. The record is from RefSeq and is a predicted model, not a curated record. The transcript has 18 exons. Bases 296 to 2134 code for a protein of 612 amino acids. Gene Ontology annotation, cellular component: peroxisome. Gene Ontology annotation, molecular function: carnitine O-octanoyltransferase activity. Lineage: Eukaryota; Metazoa; Chordata; Mammalia; Pholidota; Manidae.
GGACCCGCAGGCCUGCCGGACAGCGCUCCCUCCCUCCCCGAACCCUUCUGGCGCGGGGGAAAGUUAAGUCGUGCAGAACGGAGUUAAAGAGGCCAGAACGGCGGAGGCGCCGGACCCGGCGGGGGUGUCGUGUCGCCUGGCAUCUGGUCUGCUGGGGUCGGAGAGCGUGUUUCUCCCUUCCACCGUCAUCAGCCUAGUCCAAACCCCUGUGACCUCAAACCAGAAUUGUUGCAAUAGGCUCCUGGCAGAACUAAACAAUUCAUCGUGUGUACUGAUUUCCUAGUGUGAUUGAAUCAUGGAAAAUCAGUUGUCUAAAUCAAAUGAAGAACGAACAUUCCAGUACCAGGAUUCACUUCCAUCACUGCCUGUUCCUUCACUUGAAGAAUCAUUAAAAAAAUACCUUGAGUCAGUGAAGCCAUUUGCAAGUGAAGAAGAAUACAAGAAAACCGAAGAGAUUGCCCAAAAAUUUCAAAGUGGUAUUGGAAAAACAUUGCACCAGAAAUUACUUGAAAGGGCAAAAGGAAAAAGAAAUUGGCUGGAAGAGUGGUGGCUGAAUGUUGCCUACCUGGAUGUUCGUAUACCAUCACAAUUGAAUGUAAACUUUGCGGGUCCUGCAUCGCAUUUUGAACACUACUGGCCUCCAAAGGAAGGUACUCAGUUGGAAAGAGGAAGUAUAAGUCUUUGGCAUAAUUUGAACUACUGGCAGCUGUUAAGAAGAGAAAAAGUGCCUGUUCAUAAAGUUGGAAACACUCCUCUAGAUAUGAAUCAAUUCCGAAUGCUGUUUUCCACUUGCAAGGUUCCAGGAAUCACUAGGGAUUCAGUUAUGAGUUAUUUUAGGACUGAGAGUGAGGGGCAUUCCCCAAGUCACGUGGCAGUGCUGUGUCGAGGCCGAGUUUUUGUCUUUGAUGUAUUACACGAAGGAUGUUUGAUCACCCCACCAGAGAUUCUCAGGCAAUUGACAUACAUCCACAAGAAGUGCCAUAGUGAACCUGAUGGGCCUGGGGUACCAGCAUUAACUAGUGAGGAGCGAACUCAAUGGGCUAAGGCACGAGAAUAUUUGAUUAGUCUUGACUCAGAGAACUUGACUAUGUUAGAAAAAAUUCAGAGCAGUUUACUGGUAUAUUCCUUAGAGGAUGGCAGUCCACAUGUAACACCAGAAGAUUAUUCUCAGGUAACUGUAAUGGUCCUUACUGGAGAUCCAACAGUACGAUGGGGUGACAAAUCCUAUAACUUGAUUUCCUUUUCUAAUGGAGUAUUUGGCUGUAAUUGUGAUCAUGCUCCUUAUGAUGCAAUGGUUAUGGUAAAUGUCAGCUAUUAUGUUGAUGAGAAGGUUUUUGAGAAUGAAGGAAGAUGGAAGGGUUCAGAAAAAGUACGGGAUAUAUCACUUCCAGAGGAGCUUGUUUUCACUGUGGAUGAGAAAAUAUUGAAUGACAUCAGUCAAGCUAAAGCACAGUAUUUCAAGCAGGCAUCUGAUCUGCAAAUUGUAGCAUAUGCCUUUACAUCUUUUGGCAAAAAGCUAACCAAGAAGUUGAUGCUUCACCCUGAUACCUUUAUUCAGCUUGCACUUCAGCUGGCCUAUUACAGACUUCACGGACGCCCUGGUUGCUGCUAUGAAACAGCUAUGACAAGAUAUUUUUAUCAUGGCCGUACAGAGACUAUGCGAUCAUGUACAGUAGAGGCAACCAGGUGGUGCCAGUCCAUGCAGGAUCCUCGUAACAGCCAUCUUGAGCAGCAGCAAAAGAUGUUAGAAGCUUUUGCAAAACAUGAUAAAAUGAUGAAAGAUUGUUCAACUGGCAAAGGAUUUGACCGUCAUCUUUUAGGUCUUUUACUCAUAGCAAAAGAGGAAGGUCUCCCUGUUCCCGAGCUCUUUACAGACCCACUUUUCUCCAAAAGUGGAGGAGGUGGAAACUUUGUUCUCUCCACAAGUCUGGCUGGCUAUUCAAGAAUGCAGGGUGCGGUGGUCCCCAUGGUGCACAAUGGCUAUGGGUUUUUCUACCACAUCCGAGAUGACAGGUUUGUUGUGGCCUGUACAGCCUGGAAAUCAUGUCCAGACACUGAUGCAGAAAAGCUAGUUCAGCUGAUAUUUAGUGCUUUCCAUGAUAUGAUGCAACUGAUGAACACUGCUCAUCUUUAGAGACUAAACUUGUUAUUAAGCUCUUACCAAAAUAUAUCAUUAAGGUGGGUGCUGGGAGUGGGUUGGUGAUUUGAGAUAGGAGGGAAUGUUGACUUGAAGGAAACUUGGUAAGUGUAGAAAUGAGUACAAUCAUGCUUUCUAAAUUUACUCUGACAGAGGUAGAGAUAUUAUUUUUAAGUUUCCUCUGAUGCAGCAGCAAUGCAAAUUAUGAUAUAGUGAAUAUCGGUCAAACUAUGCAAAGUUUAAGAUAAGCCUCAACAAUGCAAAUCUACAAAUUGUAACAAUGCAAGUCUUACUCUUUUAUAUACUUUUGUUGGUCACUGAAUAGGUUAUAAAUCCUGCCUUUGAACAUCAUUCUAGAAUUUGUCUUUCAAGCACUUUAAGCUUUCCUAGUUGCCAAAGGGUAUGACAUAUAUGAUUAGAUGGUUAUUUUCCUAAAAUCAAAGACUUCCACACUCACUACAAGGAUAUAAGCCUAUAUGUUUGAUGGGAAAGACCACUACAACUGAUUGAUUUUUUUAAAUAGAGAGUCUCUGCUGAAUAGUAGAAUAAAGUUGUGAAAGGGAGGUUUACACCUUCUGACAACAAAACCCUAACAAAAUUUAUUAUAGCAUAAUUAGUUUUGUGAAUAAAAAGUUAAAGUACUUAUAUUUCAAAUUAGUUGUGAGAGUUAGUGACUUUAAAAGGAUUAAAUGUUGAAUUUGAUUCUCAGGAUUUUACAGCUUGGUUUUCUUUCCACUGUUAAAUUUUAUACUUUCUACUCUCAGAAAAUAAAACUCUCAAAAUCCUA